Lodderomyces oxycetoniae is the source of this 2442-nucleotide messenger RNA. Its product is annotated as ubiquitin-protein ligase. The record is from RefSeq and is a predicted model, not a curated record. NCBI's taxonomy places the organism in Eukaryota, Fungi, Ascomycota, Pichiomycetes, Serinales, Debaryomycetaceae. The transcript has a single exon. Bases 1 to 2442 code for a protein of 813 amino acids.
AUGUUUAUUUUCUUGUCUCUACCGUCUGGGAAUGAACAACCGCAUUCUGAUUUCGAACGAAAUACUUUACAAACCUUUCAAUCAUUAUUGACAGAUUCGCACAGUAUAUUGGCGAAAUCAGAGUAUGAAUCCGGGUAUGGUAAUAUAACAGGAUACCAGCUAUCAUAUGAAGAUCAUUUGCAGGGCAAAAAGAUUAAGGACUGGCCUAUCCACAAAUACAAUAAGAAUCAACCAUGGGAGGAGACACAGGAGUAUUCAAUCUUGCCAAAUGCAGUAAGCGACAAGGUUAAACGCUUUUGGGGUAAAGAGCUUGUUCAUCAGGGUGGGAAUGCGUAUUUGCUAAACAUUUCAGGAAGAGCGGAUGGACAGUUUGAGCUUAUCGAGAAUGAAGUUAAGCCUGUUAAAUAUGAGAUCCCUACUUUCCUACAGACAUACUACAAUGCAAGGACAAGCAAUGAUGAUACGGAUUUUGAUAAUAUAUCUGGUGGUGGUGGUGAUGGCAGAAAAGCUCUGGACGAUGACAUUGUUGGCAAGGCUCCCAAGAUAGGUAACAUUACCAAGGAUGGACUAAUUUCAUUAGUGGUGCAAAGUUAUCAGUACAAUUUCAACGAACCAGAUUUCCAAGUGGUAAAUGAAAGCGAUAGAGUGUCAAAUGCGGUGGUGGCAAGUUUAGAGUUGAAUCUAAAGGAUUACUUGGAGGUUGAGGACCAUAUGAUUAAUAUGAAAGGUGUUUACUUUCAAGACACUGGCUCUCUAGUGGCCACGUCAAACUCGGCCAAAUUCCUUGGAUCAUAUGGUUUGAGCCAUUUGGCUAUGAACAAUGAGAGCUUUGAGAUUGCCAAGAAACUAAUGAGUCAAUUUAACGAAGCUAAAAACAACAAGGACGUUACAUUAGACGAUAUGAAUACGGCUAUUUUAAGGUCGAUAGACCAAUGUGAGAUUGUUUCGUAUUUCCAGUUUAACAGAACAAGUUUUAGUUAUGAUGAAUUGAGGUAUAUUGAUUCGGAGUUGAGAGAGCCAACCGGCAGGCCGUUGCCACAUGCGAUACCGCAAUUAGCAAUAAAGGAGUUUUUGAUAUAUUCGCCGGACUGUGGACUAUUAUUGACAAGAAAAACCGAUACAUCAUUCACAGGCGUGAGGUCUGAAGUCUUGCAAUCACAAAUGAAGAGUGUUUUAACUGGGAUUUUGGUAUUGGUAUGCAUUCAGUUAUAUUUGAUUUUCAAGCAAUCUAGUGAAGCUAGAACACCGGGCCAAUUAUCAGUCAUAUCCAGCAAGACUUUAUUUCUAUUUGCGUUUGAGGACGCACUAUUAGCUGUCAUGUCUUUGCUUCUUUCAACGUUGACGGCAGAUCUAUACUUGCUUUUGGCAUGCAUUGCAACGGUGGCAUUUAUGCUGUGCGGGAUUUUUGAAAUGAGGUUUAUGGUUAAUGUUCUUACAAUCCAAGCCAAUGAAAGAGGAACUACAUGGUGGCAGAUCAUGAGAGGCUCCAGCUACGUACCUCUCGAUUCCAGCAACACAGAGUCAACUCCUGCAACUGAACACGACGAGGGUCCAAUUCUCCCAAUUGCAAAUACACCAGUAGCGCCAGCACCACCAACACCAACACCACAACAAACGGAGCCCGUCCCAAAUCAGGCAUGGCAAGAGACUUCUUAUAGUAAUUCUAUAUUUGCAACUGGGUUCACGCUUACAAUAGUGGCUAUGUUUUUAAUAUUCUCAUCUUUAGGCUGGAGGUUGAGAUACAGAAUUAUUUUUGAAUACGUAUGCUUGAUCUUUAUCAAUUCAUAUUGGAUUCCUCAGUUUUUACGCAACACCUUAAAGAAUAGACGAAAAGCGUUUUCGUGGGAGUUUGUGUUUGGAAGCAGUAUCAUUAGAGUUAUUCCAAUCUACUAUUUUGCAUUGUUCAGAGCGAAUCCAUUGAGGCAUCGGUACGAUCCUGUAUUGUGUACUGUUGUUACUUUCUGGGUCGCUUUCCAGUUGAUGUUAUUGGUAUUACAGAACGCUCUUGGAGCUCGAUUUUGGAUCAACGAGAAAUGGCUACCAAAAGCUUAUGACUAUCAACAAGUAUUGAGUUUAAGAAACCUUGAAGAAGACGGAUUUUCCAGCGAUUUAUUGGCAAGCUUCAAACACAAGACAACAACAACAACAACAACGACUACGUCGACGUCUCGAAACGAUAAAAAUACUGGAGAAAGUAGUGCUCAUGUUUAUGUUGAGUGUGAAUGUACAUGUCCAAUAUGUAUGACUGAUGUAACGCUACCGAUAAUUGUUAAAGAAGACAUUGAAGGUAAUUCAAGGAAGAAGCUACAUGCUCUUAAUGGUGUUAAGAAGGAUUAUAUGAUAACACCAUGUCAUCAUAUAUUCCAUGUGGGAUGUUUAGAAAACUGGAUGAAAUAUAAGUUGCAAUGUCCAGUAUGUAGAACUAGUUUACCACCAAUAUAG